GCGCUCUAACGUGACAUAAUGGAACGUGCGAGGCUAGAAAAGCUCGCGCGGGUGUGCGCUUCACUCAGAUCCAGCUCCAGAGCAGAAGACUGUCCUCAGUCUCUGAAUUCACGGUGUAUUAGACGAUUAUAGAAAUUGCAUAAAUAAUUUAAAUCAGCAUAUUUAACACGCGUGGUUGAUUCUGUGAGGUUAUGGACAGGACGUCGCUGUGAGCGAGUGUCCAUCAGAUCUACUUCAUUUUUAUUCACGGAGAUAAUAAUAAUAAUAAUGAUGAAGAAGGAUAUUAACUUGAGUCUGGAGGACGACGCGGACCUCAAGCCCCAUCUCCGUGACGCGGAGAGCAUGCUGAGCUCCCCGGACCUGGGGCUGCUCAAGCUGGCCUCUCCGGAGCUGGAGAGGCUGAUCAUCCAGUCCAACGGCAUGGUCACCACGACGCCCACCAGCUCCCAGUUCCUCUACCCGAAGACGGUGACGGAGGAGCAGGAGUUCGCGGAGGGUUUCGUGAAGGCGCUGGAGGAUUUGCACAAACAGAACCAGCUGAGCGGAGAAGCGCAGACGAACAGUCUGGACCUGGGCGCCAACAUCGCUCCGGUCACUAUCCAGCCGGACCUACCGGUGUAUACGAACCUGAACAGUUACGGCACCGGGCCGCUAGGAACCACUGUGAACUACUCCACUGACACGGUCCCUUUCCCGCCGCCUCCGCCUCAUCACCUGGGGGCAGCGGCAGCAGCUCCUCCGCCUCAGACGGAGCUUUCUCCGCCGCUGCAGCUGCUGAAGGAGGAGCCUCAGACAGUGCCCGACGUGCAGAGCUUCGGCGAGAGUCCGCCGCUCUCCCCCAUUGACAUGGACACGCAGGAGCGCGUCAAAGCCGAGAGGAAGAGGCUGCGGAACCGCAUCGCAGCCUCCAAGUGUCGGCGGCGCAAACUGGAGCGGAUCUCCAGGCUGGAGGACAAGGUGAAAACGCUCAAGAGCCACAACACCGACCUGGCGUCGACGGCCGGUCUGCUCAGAGAGCAAGUGGCUCAGCUUAAACAGAAAGUCCUGUCGCACGUGAACAGCGGCUGUCAGCUGCUGCCACACGAGGUUCAAGUGCAUUAGGGACAGAGUUUCCCGUGGCUGCUGACCAGCGUAUAAGCUUCAUGGACUAAUUUGUUAUUGUAGUAUAUUCUUCUCUCUGUAUAUAGCCAUCAUGUUUGCAGUGGUUGGUGGAAUGAAUGCCAGGCCACGUAGGCCAAAAUCUCUAUCAAUAAUUAGCUGUUUUUAUAAAUGGUUGGGUACCGGUGUAAUGUAAACAUACAAUGGCACGGCGCACUGUCAGAUACUGUUUAAUGAGACCCUCCUGCUUAAUUCGGCAGCUCAUUUGGACAGAUUUUCUUCCAAAUUAACCAUAAUCCACAUUCCUCCACUGCCUGAGAGAGAACACAUCGGCAUCAAGUAUGUGAUAUUUACAUUGAAAAAAUAAAAAAAAAUAAAAAUGGUGUCUUGGAUUUAUGGCGAAGUCAAGAGAGUUUGAUAUAUUAUAUUUAUAUGGUUGUGUUUUACUGGACCUUUAAACUGCUGUUUUUUCAUUGACAUUUGGUCUUUAGCACGUUGAUGGGCUAUAUACUUUAACUUCUGUUUUAUGUUUUUGGGGAAAUAAUUAGUCUUAAACCGUGGACCAAGCUGAUUUUGACAAGAACAUUGUUAUUUUGGCUGUAAGAGCGAUGUAUAUAUAUAUAUAUAUGUAUACAUGCUAAUAAACAUGUUUGACAUAUUUACCAUACAUCUCAGGAGGUAAACAGUUUGCAAACUUGAUUGUUUACUCUACUUUGGUCCAUUCCAGUGUGUCCUCAUGUGGAGAGUCAUGCCCUUUUUUAUUUUUUUUUGCACUGACUGUUUUGUGUCACCUGUAACCUCCAGUUAUUUGGUUUUAUGCCACUGUGUUAAAUUAAAUGCUGCUUGACAAUAAAACUGUUUCCCCCUCUA
Messenger RNA from Solea senegalensis (Senegalese sole), 1968 nucleotides. RefSeq names its product JunD proto-oncogene, AP-1 transcription factor subunit (gene jund). The transcript has a single exon. Gene Ontology annotation, cellular component: transcription regulator complex. Gene Ontology annotation, biological process: regulation of transcription by RNA polymerase II; regulation of cell cycle; regulation of cell population proliferation. NCBI's taxonomy places the organism in Eukaryota, Metazoa, Chordata, Actinopteri, Pleuronectiformes, Soleidae. Bases 268 to 1101 code for a protein of 277 amino acids. The record is from RefSeq and is a predicted model, not a curated record. Gene Ontology annotation, molecular function: DNA-binding transcription factor activity, RNA polymerase II-specific; transcription factor binding; RNA polymerase II cis-regulatory region sequence-specific DNA binding.